Schizosaccharomyces japonicus yFS275 is the source of this 3228-nucleotide messenger RNA. Its product is annotated as GTPase Ria1. Gene Ontology annotation, biological process: cytosolic ribosome assembly. The record is from RefSeq and is a predicted model, not a curated record. Gene Ontology annotation, molecular function: GTPase activity; GTP binding. The coding region runs from base 84 to 3098 and encodes 1004 amino acids. Gene Ontology annotation, cellular component: cytoplasm. The transcript has a single exon. Lineage: Eukaryota; Fungi; Ascomycota; Schizosaccharomycetes; Schizosaccharomycetales; Schizosaccharomycetaceae.
CAAAAAAAUUACAGCCAAGCUAGUUCGGGCAGUCUUAGCGACAGUGCAAGCUUAUAGGAAAGCGAACAGCAGCAUUUCAGACAAUGCCUGUCAUUCCCCCAGAAAAACUCGUCUCCUUACAAAAGGAUAACGCGAGAGUACGGAAUUUUACCCUUCUGGCUCACGUGGACCAUGGAAAAACAACACUAGCUGAUAGUUUACUUGCAUCUAAUGGUAUCAUAUCCAACAAACUUGCAGGAACAGUCAGGUUUCUGGACUUCCGUGAAGAUGAAAUUAUUCGUGGUAUUACCAUGAAAUCAAGUGCUGUUUCACUGUACUUCAAUGUAAUUAGCAAGUCUGCCACCGGAGUUACCGAAAACAACUAUUUAAUUAAUCUAAUUGACUCACCCGGUCAUGUGGACUUUAGUUCUGAAGUAUCUUCAGCAUCUCGGCUCUGUGAUGGAGCUUUUAUUCUAGUUGACGCUGUCGAAGGAGUCUGUAGUCAAACGGUUACUGUUCUUCGUCAGGCUUGGAUCGACAAACUCAAAAUGGUUUUAGUUAUAAACAAGCUCGAUCGCUUAAUAACUGAGUUAAAGCUUACGACUCUGGAAGCUCAUUACCAUUUGAUGCGUCUUGUCGAGCAAGUGAACGCGGUCAUUGGUACCUUCUAUACAGGUGAAUUAAUGAAUGUGAAAGAUGGAGAAGAAGCCGUCAGCGAUGAAGACAUUUAUUUUGUUCCAGAAAAAGGAAAUGUGAUUUUUGCUAGUGCUUACGAUGGUUGGGCUUUCUAUCUUGAUCAAUUUUCGGAAAUGUAUGAAACCAAAGUUGGUUUUAAGAGGGGUGCUUUGACAAAAUUCCUUUGGGGAGACUAUUAUUUGGAUCCCAAAACAAAGCGCGUACUUACUCACAAGCAACUUCAGGGAAAAAGACUAAAGCCCAUGUUUGUCCAGUUUGUGUUGGAAAACAUUUGGGCAAUUUACGAUUGUGCUAUUUUAAACCGCAACUUGGAGCGUGUUGAAAAGGUCAUCAAAUCUUUAGGCGUCAAAGUUCUCCCUAGAGACGUAAAGUCUAAAGACCCUCGUAAUCUCCUGCUUUCUAUUUUUCAACAAUGGUUACCUAUUGCGAAGGCCGUUUUGUUGACGGCCAUUGCAAAAGUUCCUUCUCCUAUCAGAUCUCAAAAGGAGCGUGUACCUUCCAUUCUCGCGUCUACACCUCAUUCUGAGUGCGUAGAGGAGGGUGUUGUUACUGCAAUGACUGCAUGCUCUAAUACGUCUGAAGCGCCAGUUGUUGCUUAUAUCAGUAAAAUGAUUGCUGUUUCGAAAAAAGACCUUCCACAGGAACGAGCACCACAAUUAUCGGCGGAAGAAAUGCGAAGAAUACCUCGAAAGAAUAUUAAAAAGGUGGAUGAGCUUUCGGAUUCCAUGACGGUGUUGAAGAUUGACGGUGACGCUUCGUCCGCAUCUUCUUCUACGGAUUUUGUUCAGGAUUUGGACACGAAUAUUGAAACAGAGGAAACACCUAAAAAGGAUGAAGACGAAGAUGUAUUGAUUGGAUUUGCUCGUAUCUUCAGCGGAACUAUUAAAGUCGGCCAAAAGUUAUAUGUGCUGGGUCCCAAAUUUGACCCGGCCAAUCCUACUGAGCAUGUUCAGGAAAUAGUCGUUAAAGCACUUUACUUGAUGAUGGGUCGUGAGUUGGUCGCUUUAAGUGAAGUUCCGGCUGGUAACGUUUUUGCCAUUGGUGGACUGGAAAACGCAGUUUUACGUACUGCUACUUUGUGCUCGAGCAUUCGGGGUCCUAAUCUUGUCGGCGUCACCACAGCUUCUGAACCUAUUGUUCGUGUGGCCGUUGAACCUGUGCAUCCUGCUGAACUGCCGAAACUUGUUACAGGUCUCGAAAUGCUUAAUCAGGCUGAUCCUUGUGUACAAAUUGAAGUUGAACACAAUGGUGAACACGUUAUUAAGGCAGCCGGUGAGCUUCAUUUGGAACGUUGUUUGAAGGAUUUACGUGAACGUUUCGCAAAAAUUGAUAUUCAGUCUUCCCGUCCCAUUGUUCCAUUCCGUGAAACUACAAUUGCUGUACCGGAUAUGAAACCUCUCAAAGAUAAAGAUAUGGCACGUGGUGAUGUUAAUGUCACCAUCAUGUCUGGUCUAAUUCAGUUACGAAUUUCCGUAACGCCUCUUCCUCAAGCGGUCACAAGUUUCCUUGAAAACAACGAGUCCACUAUUACGUUGAUUUCUCGAAUCAUAAAUCGUAGAACUCACGACAAAGACGAAGAACGUCUAAUUUUGGAAUUCCGCGAAAAGUUUUUUGAUGUUGUUAAGGAUAUCCCCAAAGAGAAGUUAUAUUGGGAGAAAUAUUUUAACAACAUACUGUCAUUUGGUCCCAAGCGUGUUGGAUCAAACAUUCUUGUGGACGAGACUCAAAUUUUAAAGUUACCAAAGGCUGGAGACAAUAAUGAGCUACUCGCCCCCAUUGAUAUUGUUGAGUAUGUUAAUACCGCGUUCCAGUUAACUACUCAACAAGGACCUCUCUGUGCUGAACCGGUGUGUGGGCUUCGCGUUUCUGUGAAGCGCGUUGACAUCAACAAUGAGGAAAUUGCCGCUAAGAGCUUGUCUAGUGUUUCCGGCCAAUUACCAGGUCAAGUCAUUUCUAAUGUGCGUGACGCUAUUAAGGAAGGAUUUAUGGCAUGGUCACCUCGUUUGCUGCUUGCCAUGUAUUCCUGCGAUAUUCAAGCAACAACGGAGGUGCUCGGCAGAGUUUAUGGCGUCGUAGCCAAACGAAGAGGAAAAAUUGUUUCAGAAGAAAUGAAGGAAGGAACGCCUUUUUUUAUUACGACAGCCAUUAUACCUGUUGUCGAGUCUUUUGGUUUUGCUGAUGACAUUCUUAAACGAACCUCUGGAGCUGCAAGUCCACAGCUUUUGUUCCAUGGAUUCGAAAUGCUGGACGAGGAUCCAUUUUGGGUUCCCACCACUGAAGAGGAACUUGAGGAUCUUGGUGAGCUUGCGGAUAAGGAAAAUAUUGCUAAAAAGUACAUGCUUGAUGUUCGACGCCGUAAGGGUUUGCUUGUGGAACAAAAAAUUGUCAAAUCUGCUGAGAAGCAGCGUACUUUGAAGCAUUAAGUACUAAAAAAGUUCACGAAGAUACUGAUGUGUUCUAGUUACAUAAUAGGAGUAUGUUAGAAGGGAAUUGGAGUAGUAUAUAUCAUGAUAUUUAAGAGCCUAAUAAUCCAUAGUUUUAAAACUACCAACA